AUGGCCGAAAAUGCUGGAACGAGUGGUACUACUUCAAACAACGGCAACAAUGUCGGCUUCAAAGAACAAGACCAGUUACUUCCCAUAGCUAACGUCGGUCGUAUAAUGAAACAAAUUCUCCCCCCAAAUGCAAAAAUCUCGAAAGAAGCCAAAGAAACUAUGCAAGAAUGUGCUUCAGAGUUCAUUAGCUUCGUCACCGGAGAAGCAUCGGAAAAGUGCAAGAAAGAACGGCGAAAGACCGUCAACGGAGACGACAUUUGUUGGGCUUUAGCUACACUAGGUUUGGACGAUUACGCUGUGCCGUUGAAAAGAUACUUGCUUAGGUAUAGAGAGCUUGAAGGUGAACAAAAACCAGCAGCAAAUCAUGAUAAGGUCGCCAUUGUUGAUAAUUGCAACGUUGAAGAUGGUGAUAAUAUGGGGCCAUUCAUUUGAAGGUUCAUACAGGGCGGAUAUAGGGUUUUACUUAAAACGAAAUAUCUUUUUUUUUUUUUUUUUAGAUUGUGGGUAUUUGAUUUUAGACUUUCAUUUGUUGAGUUUUGCUUUAAUUUCAUGUAUGGAG
Messenger RNA from Gossypium arboreum, 559 nucleotides. Its product is annotated as nuclear transcription factor Y subunit B-5-like. Gene Ontology annotation, cellular component: CCAAT-binding factor complex; nucleus. The record is from RefSeq and is a predicted model, not a curated record. Gene Ontology annotation, biological process: regulation of transcription by RNA polymerase II. Bases 1 to 432 code for a protein of 143 amino acids. The transcript has a single exon. Lineage: Eukaryota; Viridiplantae; Streptophyta; Magnoliopsida; Malvales; Malvaceae. Gene Ontology annotation, molecular function: protein heterodimerization activity; DNA-binding transcription activator activity, RNA polymerase II-specific; RNA polymerase II cis-regulatory region sequence-specific DNA binding.